UUUCUUUUAUCGGCGCUUUCACGCAUCACAUAAUUGAAAUGGCUUGAAAUAUAAAAUAUAUGAUGUAAUAAUAUUUAUCCUUUACCAUCAUAAAAUGCUGAUAAACACUCAGCUCUUAAAAAGCUUUUCUACUACAUUUAUUGAAUUCAAGGUAGUCGUAUUAGGCAAAGAAAAUACUGGCAAAACAAGUUUAGUUGAAAAAUAUUUAUAUGAAAGAUUUUGUGAUGCUGCGUCUUAUCAAAGUACAAUAGGCACAGCAUUUGGAGCAAAAAGGAUGGUUAUUGAUGGACAUUCUAUAUCUUUAGGCAUAUGGGACACUGCGGGCAGUGAGAGAUAUGAUUCAAUGAGCAGAAUAUAUUAUAGGGGAGCUUUUGCAGCUAUAAUAUGUUUUGAUCUGACCAAUGCAUCCACUUUUGAAAAAGCAGCUUUUUGGAUAAAUGAGAUUAAACAAUGUGAAGAAAAAUGCAAGAUAUACCUCUGCGGAACUAAAAAGGAUUUGAUAAAGCAAGACAAAACUAACAGAAGGGUUGAUUAUUACGAUGCCUUGGAGCUUGCAGAUGAGAAUGCUGCUCAAUAUUAUGAAACAUCAAGCAAAGAUGGGGACAGCAUAGACGAAAUGUUCUUAGAUGUGUCCAAGGCUUUUGUGGCUGACCCGGAAAAUUUAAAAAUUAAUAAAAGGAAGGGUCUAAGCUUGAACGGCAAUUCCACGGCCUCUAGCUCAAAUACAUGCAACUAUUCCAAAAAAUAUAACAAUAAAUUUUGCGGCUGUUGAACCAUAUUAAAGCAAAACGCUUUUUUCUCAAGCGGUUAGACUUUUAUUAAAUCGAUGCUGACAUUGUUUAUUUUAUUUAUUUUUAUAUUAAAGUAUUUUAACUAUAAAUAAAUUUUAUAUAUUUUUGAAAUCAUAAAAUUAUCCCAAAAUCCAAACUAUUUUUUUGGUCUAUUUAAAUUAAUUUUAUAAUCCAUUUUUAAUUUUUUUUAAUGAAUAUAUAAUAUUUUUAAAAAAUACAUUUAAGUUAAAAUUGACCUUAACCAUUUAGCCACACAUUUACUGGUUAGCAAAACUUGUGAAUAUGUAUUUAUUAAUUAUAGUAUUGUAAUUUUUAAGCUAAUUUCCAUUUUUUAAAAUAUUUUCUUCCUUUUAAAGUAAUUAAUAGGGAUUUUUUAUACUGUAUAUAAAAAUCUUAUACUAAAAAAAUCUUGAAAACCAAAUUUUUUAAAAUAUUUAUUUAAGAAGUCUCAUCUGAUUUUGUGAUGAAAUUAUUUACUUUAUUUUUAAAUCUAUUGCCAUCUCACCUCAUUGUAUAUAUUUUUUUAAUAUAGUGGUAGUUAUUUAUU
Molecule: messenger RNA, 1338 nt
Organism: Gordionus sp. m RMFG-2023
Lineage: Eukaryota; Metazoa; Nematomorpha; Gordioida; Chordodea; Parachordodidae
Product: ras-related protein Rab-24-like
Exons: 7
Coding region: 95-772 (225 amino acids)
Cellular component (GO): endosome; Golgi apparatus
Molecular function (GO): GTP binding; GTPase activity
Source: RefSeq, a predicted model, not a curated record